AUGUCCUUCAUCCAGGUGCCCUCAGACUGCGACUUCUCGGUCCACAACCUUCCCUAUGGCGUCUUCUCCACAGCCGACAAUCCGCGGCAUCGCAUCGGCGUUGCCAUCGGUGACCAGAUCCUGAUCCUGGGUGUGAUCAAGUCUCUGUUCCGCGGCCCGGUCAUGGGCAAACAGCAGGAGGUGUUUGAGCAGGAGACCCUGAACGGCUUCAUGGCGCUGGGACACGAGGCCUGGAGCGAGACUCGGAGGACUCUGCAGACGCUGCUCUCAGCCAAUCACAGCACUCUGAGGGACGACUGCGAGCUCCGAGCCAGAGCAUUUGUCCCUCAGAGCAAAGUCACCAUGCACCUGCCCGCGCACAUCGGAGACUACACAGACUUCUACUCGUCCCGAGAUCACGCCACCAACGUGGGGAUCAUGUUCCGAGGCAAAGAGAACGCCCUCAUGCCCAACUGGCUGCGGUUGCCGGUCGGUUACCACGGCAGAGCCUCCUCGGUGGUGGUGUCUGGAACCCCCCUGCGGCGCCCCUGCGGACAGAUGAGACCCGACCAGAGUAAGCCUCCGGUGUUUGGGCCGUCCAAGCAGCUGGACAUCGAGCUGGAGAUGGCCUUCUUCGUGGGCGGGGGGAACCGUCUGGGAGAGCCCAUCCCUGUGGAGAAGGCCCACGAACACAUAUUUGGCAUGGUGCUGAUGAACGACUGGAGUGCACGGGACAUCCAGGCGUGGGAGUACGUUCCUCUGGGCCCGUUCCUGGGGAAGAACUUUGGCACCAGCAUCUCUCCGUGGGUGGUCCCCAUGGAGGCGCUCAUGCCCUUCGUGGAGCCCAACGCUGUGCAGGAUCCAGAGCCGCUGCCGUACCUCCAGCACCAGGACCCGUUCACGUUCAACAUCAACCUGAACGUGGCGAUCAAAGGAAAGGCCAUGGCUCAGGCUUCCACCAUCUGUCGGUCCAAUUUCAAGUUCAUGUACUGGACCAUGAAGCAGCAGUUGACCCACCACACUGUGAACGGCUGUAACCUGCGACCUGGAGACCUGCUGGCCUCAGGCACCAUCAGCGGACCGGAGCCUGAGAGCUUUGGGUCCAUGUUGGAGCUGUCCUGGAGGGGCUCCAAGACCAUCGACUUGGGGGGAGGGGAAAGCCGCACCUUCCUGCAGGACGGAGACGAGGUCAUCAUCACAGGUCACUGUGAGGGCCAGGGCCGCAGGGUGGGAUUUGGCUCCUGCUCUGGGGUCAUCCUGCCAGCUCUGCAGCGCUGA
Molecule: messenger RNA, 1257 nt
Organism: Knipowitschia caucasica
Lineage: Eukaryota; Metazoa; Chordata; Actinopteri; Gobiiformes; Gobiidae
Source: the annotation of a GenBank genome assembly